AUGGGGCGCGAUCAGCAUGUGGUAGACCCUGGAGUGGGGGGGGAACCUGGAGUGGCGGGGGAGCCUGGAGUGGCGGUGGAGCCUGGAGUGGCUGAAGUGGCUAGGGAGCCUAGAUUAUCGGAGGAGCCUGGAGUGGCGGGGGAGCCGUUAGUGGCGAAGGAGCCUGGAGUGGCGGUGGAGGCUGAACAGGGAAGGGAGCCUGGAUCAUCGGAGGAGCCUGGAGUGGCGGAGAAUCUUGUAGUCGCAAACGAGCCUGGAGUGGCGGGGGUGCCUAUAGUGGCUGGGGAGCCUGGAGUGGCGGGGGAGCCUGAAAUUGUGGGGGAGCAUGUAGAAGCGGGGGAGCCUGGAGUGGCCGGGGAGGCCGGAGUGGCGGGGGAGCCUGGAAUUGUCGGGGAGCAUGUAGUGGACGGGGGAAACUGCAGGGGCGGAGCCGAGGAGCAAGGGGGAGAGGCACUGUUUGGGGAAGUGAAUGUGGGGGAGGAGAUGGAGGACGAGGCGGAGGGCGAGGGCGCACAGGACGUUGUAGGAGUCGAGGUGGUUCCCGAAGAAGUAGAGGUGGCUGCAGUGAGGAACUCACCUCCCCUCCCCACGCUGUACUCACCACACAUCCCCGCUGAACUCUCCUCCCUCCCCUCUCUGGCCUGUCCUCCAUCCCCCCUCUUUGAAUUCAUCCUAUUUGCUGUGCAGUGUGAACCCUUCAUCCAUGCCUUCACACCCUUUCCACCAUCUGCCAGAAAUUCCAUUCUCCCCUUUCCAUCUCUGUCCUUUCCAUCUCCACCCUUUCCCCCAAUUCGUCUCAUCCCCUCUGCACCGCAUGCCAUGUGCCCUCUUUCCCCGCAUCUCAGCACCUCCCUUUCCCCUAAACCCUUCUCCUAUGCCGUCCCCCCAUGCCACCUCAUCCCCCUACGCACCUAUCUUCCCCGUCUGCUCUCUCCUCCUUUCUCCCUCUGA
Closterium sp. NIES-65 is the source of this 951-nucleotide messenger RNA. NCBI's taxonomy places the organism in Eukaryota, Viridiplantae, Streptophyta, Zygnematophyceae, Desmidiales, Closteriaceae. The record is from the annotation of a GenBank genome assembly.